Mus musculus (house mouse) is the source of this 2403-nucleotide messenger RNA. It is a transcript of the gene Kremen2, whose product is annotated as kringle containing transmembrane protein 2. Lineage: Eukaryota; Metazoa; Chordata; Mammalia; Rodentia; Muridae. The transcript is spliced from 10 exons. Gene Ontology annotation, biological process: negative regulation of ossification; Wnt signaling pathway. The coding region runs from base 456 to 1841 and encodes 461 amino acids. The record is from RefSeq and is a predicted model, not a curated record. Gene Ontology annotation, cellular component: membrane.
UAAAUCUGGGUGCCUGUGUCCUUUUGACUGGGUGCAGUCGUGGGAGGGAGCCCUGUAACUCUCCCGUUAGGGUCCUCUAGAGGUCUGUUAACCUGGUAUGUGUCCCUCCAUACUCUCCCAAUAGAACCCACACCGACCAUGGAAAAGAAAGAAGAAAGGGUGGGAGGCAUGUGUUGGGACGGUGGGGGUCCCGGGGAUCAGGCGUGGGAGGCGUCUGGACCUGCUGCCUGCGCUGCAGUCGCAGGCGGGGCUUCCAGCCUUCCCUAGGGGGUGUGGGACAAGAGGGGAGGGACUUGUAGGGACACAAGGGGGGCAGGAGGCAGUGCUUUAGAAACCUGGGUGAGGGAGUCUCAAGGUGCAAGGCACAGUUCGAUGGGGUCACCUGGGAGAUCCUAGACCCCGUGGGUGUCCCAGGCCGUGUUCCGUCCAAGGCACCAUCUCUUUGAUUAGGGAAGAUGGGGACACCACAUCUGCAGGGCUUCCUCCUCCUCUUCCCAUUGCUGCUGCGGCUGCACGGGGCCUCAGCAGGGAGCCUGCACAGUCCAGGCUUGUCCGAAUGCUUCCAGGUGAACGGCGCUGACUACCGAGGCCACCAGAACUACACCGGCCCACGCGGAGCUGGACGCCCUUGUCUUUUCUGGGACCAGACACAGCAGCACAGCUACAGCAGCGCCAGCGACCCUCAGGGCCGCUGGGGGUUGGGUGCGCAUAACUUCUGUAGGAACCCAGACGGUGAUGUGCAGCCCUGGUGCUACGUGGCAGAGACAGAAGAGGGCAUCUACUGGCGCUACUGUGAUAUCCCCACAUGUCACAUGCCUGGGUACCUGGGCUGCUUCGUGGACUCUGGGGCACCCCCUGCUCUCAGUGGUCCCAGUGGCACCUCCACAAAGCUCACUGUCCAAGUGUGCCUUCGAUUCUGCCGCAUGAAGGGCUACCAGCUGGCUGGUGUGGAGGCUGGUUAUGCCUGCUUCUGUGGCUCUGAAAGUGACCUGGCCCGCGGACGUCCAGCCCCUGCCACCGACUGUGACCAGAUCUGUUUUGGCCACCCAGGCCAGCUCUGUGGAGGCGAUGGACGACUAGGCAUCUAUGAAGUGUCUGUGGGCUCCUGCCAGGGAAACUGGUCGGCUCCUCAAGGAGUCAUCUACUCCCCGGAUUUUCCGGAUGAGUAUGGACCAGACCGGAACUGCAGCUGGGUAUUGGGCCAACUGGGCGCUGUGCUAGAACUCACCUUCCGCCUCUUCGAGUUGGCUGAUUCUCGAGACCGGCUGGAGCUACGCGACGUCUCGUCCGGCAACCUACUCCGUGCCUUCGACGGCGCCCAUCCGCCGCCUCCGGGACCGCUGCGCCUGCGCACUGCUGCGCUGCUGCUCACCUUCCGCAGCGACGCAAGAGGCCAUGCUCAAGGCUUCGCGCUCACCUACCGCGGGCUGCAGGAUACAGUGGAGGGCAGAGCAUCUCCAGAGGAUUCAACUGAGAGUCUCGCAGGGGACCCCGAUGGGGCUAACGCGAGCUGCAGCCCCAAGCCCGGAGCUGCACAGGCUUCGAUAGGUGCCCGAGUCUUCUCCACCGUGACGGCCUUCUCUGUGCUGCUGCUGUUGCUCCUGUCCCUACUGCGUUUGCUGCGUCGACGGAGCUGUCUGCUGGCUCCAGGAAAAGGGUCUCUGGCCAUGGGACCUUCCCGGGGCCCCGGGAGAAGCUGGGCUGUGUGGUACCGCCGGCCCCGAGGGGUGGCCCUGCCCUGUCCCCCAGGGGACUCUCAGGCUGAGGGUCCUGCUGCGGGCUACCGUCCCCUGAGUGCCUCCAGCCAGAGCUCCUUGCGCUCGCUCGUCUCUGCUCUCUGACCCCAGACGUACGUGAGUCCAUCACCACUUCUGCCAGCGAGAUGGACACCCGAGAUAUUAUGCAGCACCCUACCUCGACCUUGUGCCCCUUUAAAAGCAGCUCGGUCUCUGAUCAUCUCGGGAAGACCAGAAGAUCGGACAGGAAGCAUCCAGUGCUAUUUGGGAACUUGGCCUGACCCUUGGGGUCCAGAUGACUGAAGCCAAAGGACAAAGGGAAUCCAACACCCUAAUUCAUGGACCUUGAUGUGAUGGGUGGUGUUUGGUUUCAGGGUUCUUUGCGCCUCUUUUGGGGAUGGUCCUGGACUGCUGCCCUCGAUGAAAGGUUAGGGGCCAACAAAAGUGAUCUAAAGCCGGGCGUGGUGGCGCAUGCCUUUAGUCCCAGCACUCGGGAGGCAGAGGCAGGAGGAUUUCUGGCCAGCCUGGUCUACAAAGUGAGUUCCAGGACAGCCAAGGCUAUACAGAGAAACCCUGUCUCAAAAAACAAAACAAAACAAAAACAAAAACAAAACAAAAGUGAUCUAAAGACUCAGUAUAGACUUAAAAUAAAAGGCCUAUUUUGGUA